Molecule: messenger RNA, 1425 nt
Organism: Lecanosticta acicola
Lineage: Eukaryota; Fungi; Ascomycota; Dothideomycetes; Mycosphaerellales; Mycosphaerellaceae
Source: the annotation of a GenBank genome assembly
AUGCUGACAGCGCGACUCGCAUCUCGGCGCAUUGUGUCGCGGCCAUGGGUCGUUGAACCGCUCUCCCACACACGCCACAAGAGCGACAAAUCAGGCCGCCUGCGAAAUCCUUCCAUCACCCACUUCCGUCCAGACGUCUCCUAUGCAUCCCGCGAAAGGUCUUCCAAAACAGCUACCCGCUCGGCUCCCUUCUCGCCUUCUACCGGCGGCAAUUCCGAUGUCCGUGUGGGUUCACAGCCGACGGCCGAACCGACCAGCGCAGACCUGAGAUCUGCAUCCUCACGACCGCACGACUCAGAACAGCCGUCUUUGAUUGAACAACUCUUUCCCGAAGAGUCGAAGCGCCACGAACGAGGGGCAACGCGCGAGAUACCGCGUCUUCCCAUAGAGACUCUGUCGCAGACACCUCCUUCUAGGCCGGUCAAGAGACCUGGUCCCAGAAAAUCACCCGCAGCUCGGAAGCUGGAAGCUCAAGUAACGGCCACCCACGAUCAGACUGCUGUACUGGUACUCCGCAAUGCAAGUCGUAAUUUGACCGAGGAAGAUUUCCGACGCCUUAUACCUCAGGGCAGACACAUCGAAGGCUGGACUCUCGACCAAGGCGACUUCUACAAAUGCGUUCCGGGGAGAGAUUUGGAAACACUGGCCCAGACUAAUGUGUACUAUCUGCUCUUCAACUCAGCCCUGAAUGCCUUCAUCUACCAAGGACAUGCCAUUCGCAUCUCCCGGCUGGUAGCGAUUCAUAUACCAAGCGACGUCACCUCUCCGGUACCACCUCCUCCCGCGUACAUACGGGAUGGACUUGAUAUCCGCUCCGCCAUCGAAGCAUACGCUCUGACUCCGCCGACGCAGAAGUUGGAAAUGCGCCUCCUCAAGCCACCUCUGAAGCCUCUCAUGAAGGCACUAGCUAAGCAUGGCGCUUAUCCCAUGAUUUCGCAGAGACCAGACAAGAUGCCAUUUGAGGUGCGACUCACUCUGGAAGGGCCUCAGUUGGGACCCAGUAUGAUUCGCCAUGUCCUGAUGCAAGCCGGCAAAGCGAGGGGGCUCAGUUGGUCAGGAUCCGAUUCUGCAGAAGUCUCGAUCAACAGGUACAAGCCGCGAACCAAUGUUUCACCGUCCGAUACAAGCGACCGUCUCGCCCAGCACGUCUUCAAGGACUUUGAAAAUCACAAAGAGACGGCGGAGGAAGCGGAACACGGGACAUCCAGUCCUGGACUGGCGACGCCUCAGAAAGCAGCAGCGCCAACCCCAGCGCCCAAAGUCCGGACCCCUAUACCAGUCUACAUUGCUGGCUUCCAAACCGAGGGCGCCGCGCGCAGCUUUACUUCGCACUGGCACCGUCGACAACUGCCCGUGGAUGAACAGGUUCAGCGCGAUUUGGAGGGCGAGUUGCCUCCUAUAAUAAAUGCAGAGUACCUCUGGUAG